This is a messenger RNA of Anas platyrhynchos (mallard), 4097 nucleotides long. It is a transcript of the gene DAG1, whose product is annotated as dystroglycan 1. Gene Ontology annotation, molecular function: calcium ion binding; laminin binding. Gene Ontology annotation, biological process: axon guidance; nerve development; muscle attachment. Lineage: Eukaryota; Metazoa; Chordata; Aves; Anseriformes; Anatidae. The record is from RefSeq and is a predicted model, not a curated record. Gene Ontology annotation, cellular component: basement membrane; dystroglycan complex; sarcolemma.
AGCGGCCGCGGGGCCCGCAGGAGAAGAUACCCAGAGAGGAAUGCAAGUCGUCCUCGCCCCGAGUGCUGUCCUGGUGUCUGUCACGAAGUGCUUCUUGAGCCAGCAGCGGUGCCUCGGUUCCCAGGAUCCCUAGGAUGAGGCUGCUGUGAAGGAGGGGCAGACCCUGCCUGCGCUGCCGCUGCCGUGCCUGCAGAGCCCCGCGGCCCCUCCUGGCUGAGCGCCGUGCCCAGAGCCGCCGGGCACAAUGACUGUCGGAUGCGUGCUGCAGCCCCCUGUCCUGGGGAGGACUUUGCUCCCCGUGCUGCUGCUGGCGGCCUCGGCUCACUGCCACUGGCCCAGCGAGCCGGCAGAAGUGGUGCGGGACUGGGAAAACCAGCUGGAGGCCUCCAUGCACUCGGUGCUCUCGGACCUCCGAGAGACUGUGCCGGCCGUGGUGGGCAUACCCGACAGCUCCGCCGUGGUGGGCCGCUUCUUCAGAGUCUCCAUCCCCACAGAUUUAAUUGCUUCCAAUGGAGAGGUGGUCCAGAUCUCCGAAGCUGGGAAGGAGUCCUUGCCCUCUUGGUUGCACUGGAAUGCAGAGAGCAGCUCCCUGGAAGGGCUGCCCCUCGACACGGAUAAGGGCGUCCACUACAUCUCGGUGGCCACGCUGCAGCCCUUCCCCAACGGGAGCUACGUGCCGCAGACCACAAACGUCUUCUCCGUUGAGGUCCACCAAGAAGACCACAACGAGCCUCAGUCGGUGCGAGUGGCGGCCCAAGACACGGGCGAGGCAGCGCCCUUCGUGUGUGGCGCAGAAGAGCCGGUGACCGUCCUGACCGUCAUUUUGGACGCCGACUUAACAAAAAUGACACCAAAGCAGAGGAUCGAACUUCUCAACAGAAUGAGAAGCUUCUCGGAGGUGGAGCUUCACAACAUGAAGUUGGUUCCUGUUGUAAAUAACAAACUCUUUGACAUGUCAGCCUUCAUGGCUGGCCCGGGAAAUGCGAAGAAGGUGGUGGAAAACGGGGCCUUACUCUCGUGGAAGCUGGGAUGCUCUCUGAGCCAAAACAGCGUGCCCAACAUCAGCAAGGUGGAGGCUCCGGCUAAGGAAGGCACGAUGUCUGCCCGCCUCGGCUACCCCGUCGUCGGCUGGCACAUCGCCAACAAGAAACCUCACCUCCCCAAGAGGAUGCGGCGGCAGAUCAACGCCACCCCCACGCCUCUCACUGCCGUCGGGCCGCCCACCACCGCCGCGCAAGAGCCCCCGACGAGGAUCGUCCCCACCCCGACGUCGCCUGCCAUAGCACCCCCCACGGAGACGACGGCACCCCCCGUCAGGGAGCCCAUCCCGCUGCCGAGGAAGCCCACGGUCACCAUCAGAACAAGGGGCCCCAUCGUCCAGACACCCACGCUGGGACCAAUCCAGCCCACCAGGGUGAUAGAAGGCACGGGUACGGCCUCCGUGCCGAUUCGCCCCACGAUGCCUGGCUACGUAGAGCCCACCGCGGUGAUCACGCCGCCCACGACCACCACCAAGAAGCCCAGAGUCUCCACUGUGAAGCCCGCCACGCCAUCCACGACCGAUUCCUCCACGGUGACGACGCGCAGGCCUACUCGAAGGCCCAAAACGCCCCGUCCGACGAAGCCUCCCAGCACCACCAGAUCCCCGAUCUCCAAGCUGACCACCGCCUCCCCGCCGAGCCGCGUACGCACCACAGCCAGCGGCAUCCCCCGGCCCUGGGAGCCCAACGAGCCACCCAAGCUGACCAACCACAUCGACAGGGUUGACGCGUGGGAGGGCACUUACUUUGAGGUUAAAAUACCCUCAGAUACCUUUUACGAUAAGGAAGACACCACCACUGACAAGCUGCAGCUGACCUUGAAGCUGAAGGAGCAGCAGAUGUUGGAGGAGAAUUCGUGGGUCCAGUUCAACAGCACAAGCCAGCUCAUGUACGGCAUGCCAGACCACAACCACAUCGGGAAGCACGAGUAUUUCAUGUAUGCCACAGACAAAGGCGGGCUCUUUGCCGUGGAUGCCUUUGAAAUCCACGUCCAUAAACGCCCGCAUGGGGACAAGUCUCCAGUGAAGUUCAAGGCCAGGUUGGAAGGAGACCACAACGCGGUGGUGAAUGACAUCAACAAGAAGAUCCUGCUGGUGAAGAAGCUGGCUCUGGCGUUCGGCGACAGGAACAGCAGCACCAUCACGGUGCAGGACAUUGCCAAAGGCUCCAUCGUGGUGGAAUGGACGAACAACACGCUGCCUGUCGAGCCCUGCCCCCGGGAGCAGAUCCGGACUUUGAGCAAAAAGAUUGCAGACGACUCAGGGGGGGCCGAGCCUGCUUUCUCCAACAUCUUACAGCCCGAGUUCAAGCCUCUGAACGUGUCGGUGGUCGGCUCCGGCAGCUGCAGGCACAUCCAGUUUAUCCCCGUGACGAAGGACGGCCGGGUGAUCUCGGAGGCAACGCCAACGCUGGCGGCCGGCAAAGACCCGGAGAAGAGCAGCGAGGAUGACGUGUACCUGCACACCGUCAUCCCCGCCGUGGUGGUGGCCGCCAUCCUCCUGGUGGCCGGCAUCAUCGCCAUGAUCUGCUACCGCAAGAAGAGGAAAGGCAAGCUCACCAUCGAAGACCAGGCCACCUUCAUCAAGAAGGGCGUGCCCAUCAUCUUCGCCGAUGAGCUGGACGACUCCAAGCCUCCGCCGUCAUCCAGCAUGCCCCUCAUCCUCCAGGAGGAGAAAGCCCCGCUGCCCCCCCCGGAGUACCCGAACCAGAGCAUGCCGGAGACCACGCCGCUCAACCAGGACACCAUCGGGGAGUACACGCCGCUGCGGGACGAGGACCCCAACGCGCCGCCCUACCAGCCGCCCCCCCCCUUCACCGCGCCCAUGGAGGGGAAGGGCUCCCGCCCGAAGAACAUGACCCCCUACCGCUCCCCGCCGCCCUACGUCCCCCCUUAACGAACCGGACACCAUCGGGGGAGAAGGGGCCUCCGGUCCCACACCGGUGCUGUCUGUGGGCCGGCAGCCCCCUCGCCAGCCGGGAAGCCCAAAUCCCAGCCCGCUCCCGAGCAGGCCCCCUCCGGCUGCGCCCGCCACACCAGAGUGCUCGUGGAACCUGGGGGACACUUGUUUUAUUUUUGCCUAACAAGCUUUGGUUUUAUUUUAUUCCUAGAGAAAUUCUCGGCUCAAAAUCCGUCUUUCUGGCGCCGGGGUCCGGAUGCGGCCGGGGCCGGCGCAGAGGGCAGGGAGGGGGGGACGAGCAGGCAGCACUGGGGUGGCACUCUGGGUCUCCGCUGUUUGCCUUUAACACUAACUGUACUGUUUUUUCUAUUCACGUGUGUCUAGCUACAGGACGUAACAUGAAAGGUAGCCUAAAAAUAAUUAAAUUCAAGGGACUUUCUGAAGUUGACGUUUUAAGUUUUUACAGUUAAUCUACUGUUUACCUAAACUCCUAUCUAUAUAGUUUUGGGGGCUGGGGAGGGAAGCGCUAUGCUACAAAUAAGCUCCGGGGGUGUUCCAGGCCUAGGGAGAGGGGGGGCCUAGAGGCCAGCCAGCCCUGUCGCUAGGGGGAGAUCAGGUUUCUUGGUUUGUUUGUUUUUGUUUUGUUGUUUUUACUUUAUUUUUUAAUCAAAGAAAUCCUAUUUUUCUCACGCAUCAUGGAAUAGCCACCAGUCGAGUCAGAGCAGCCGGGGUGCCGUAGGCACGGGGCUGCUGCCUACGGGGGGGCUCCAGCAAGGAGCCCGUGCGAGGGUGGGUGCCGGGGCUGAGGGGGCUUUUGUAAGGAAAAAAAGCUCUCCGUGGGGCGUUUUGGGGACAGAGGGGGGUUUCCGUAGCACACUGCCAUCUCUCCACCGGGAUUCCUCUCCAUCAGGGUGACCCUGGGGGGGCCGCCCUGGCUGCCCGGCCACGCGGCCGUGGGCACAGCCCCGCGGCUCCUGGAAAAGUUUAACGAGGAGAUUUUAAAAAAAAAAAAAAAAGGAAAAAAAAAAAAAAGGAUAGCGAAUAGUCAAACAAUCAGUGAACUCUCAAAUCUAAUUUUUUUACUAAAUUUUUGAUACAGCCUCGAAUCGUUUUAUUAAAAAAUAUCUAUAAAUAUAAUUAAAAAUCGGUAACGCUGACA